Messenger RNA from Euleptes europaea (tarantolino), 857 nucleotides. RefSeq names its product insulin induced gene 1 (gene INSIG1). The coding region runs from base 4 to 822 and encodes 272 amino acids. The record is from RefSeq and is a predicted model, not a curated record. The transcript is spliced from 5 exons. Lineage: Eukaryota; Metazoa; Chordata; Lepidosauria; Squamata; Sphaerodactylidae. Gene Ontology annotation, biological process: SREBP-SCAP complex retention in endoplasmic reticulum; SREBP signaling pathway; cholesterol biosynthetic process. Gene Ontology annotation, cellular component: endoplasmic reticulum; SREBP-SCAP-Insig complex.
CGAAUGGAGAAGCCGGUCCCCAGACUGGAGGAUCAUACCUGGGGUUGUUCCUGCGCUGCUGGGAGAAGGAAUAAAGCUCCUUUGGGUGAAACUGCUUCAGGGCUUGCAGCCAAGGUGGGCGAAAUGCUGAGCUCGUCCGUCUCGAACUCUCCUCUCACGUUAAUGGCCCAGGGAGGCCAGAAGCCCCGUGGCUCCCGCCUCAGCAGUAGCUCCAGCAGCUUGAACUUGAGCCGGGACGUCCUGCAGCGGAGCCUGGUGCUGUUCUUUGUGGGCACUUUCCUGGCGCUGGUGCUGAACUUGCUGCAGAUCCAGAGGAACGUGACUCUCUUUCCAGAGGAAGUCAUGACGACCAUCUUUUCCUCCGCCUGGUGGGUGCCCCCUUGCUGUGGGACUGCGGCAGCUGUCGUUGGCUUGCUGUAUCCCUGCAUCGACAGUCAUCUAGGCGAGCCUCACAAAUUCCAGAGAGAAUGGGCCAGUGUGAUGCGAUGUAUAGCUGUUUUUGUUGGCAUUAACCACGCAAGUGCUAAACUGGAUUUUGCGAACAAUAUCCAGCUCUCCUUGACGCUGGCAGCGCUGUCAUUGGGUCUCUGGUGGAUGUUUGAUCGUUCCCGAAGCGGCCUGGGCCUUGGAAUUACAAUAGCUUUUCUAGCAACGCUGAUUACACAGUUUCUUGUCUAUAAUGGUGUUUAUCAGUAUACCUCCCCAGAUUUCCUUUACAUCCGAUCUUGGCUGCCAUGUAUAUUUUUCUCUGGAGGUGUGACUGUAGGGAACAUAGGACGCCAGCUGGCUAUGGGCGUUCCCGAGAAGCCUCAUAGUGACUAAACGUGUGGCUCUGCAGAGCCCAUGCGGAGGCAAAA